GCAGCAGCCAUAGCAAGUAGCUAGUCAGCCAUUGACCGGUGUGAGACUGAGCAUCCUUCUAGAAAAAUACCACUUGAAAGUAGCAGGUACGAACGGCAUUUACAUAGCUAACGUUAAAUCCGACAAGAGAAGUCUCUGUGAAGACAAAGAGUAUAAAGAUGCCUUCGGCAAUGGUUGGCAACAAUGCUGUCCAGUCUGCCAUUCCAGAUCUGGGAAAUGGAAGUCAUUCUGAGGCCAUGAAGCAGAUUCUAAGUGUGAUUGACAAGAAAGUUCGCAACAUGGAAAAGAAAAAGUCCAAACUGGAUGACUAUCAGGCAAAGAAGAAUAAAGGAGAAAGACUGAAUCAGGAUCAGCUGGAGGCUUUGUCGAAGUAUCAAGAGAUUAUCAACAACCUUGAGUUUGCUCGAGAAUUGCAGAAGAGCUUCCUGGCGCUGGGCCAAGAGGUUCAGAAAGCAGUGAAAAAAUCUGCAAGACGGGAACAGCUGCAGCGAGAGGAGAUGGAACAGCGGCGGCUGAAGACAGUUUUGGAGCUUCAGUUUUUACUGGACCAGUUGGGAGAUGACCAUGUCAGACAGGACCUAAAGCGGCCUGAUGCCACUGGUUCCCCUUUGCUCACUGAUGCGGACCUUGCAUCCCUUGAUGAGUUUUACAAACUGGUGGGACCUGAUAGGAACUGUGAUGUCAGGCUGACUGAUCAAUAUGAAGAGGCAUCACUACACUUGUGGGAACUCCUUGAGGGCCGAGACAAGGCUGUGGCAGGGACUACAUACAAGUCACUGAAGGACACUCUGGACAAAGUUCUGCUGAGUGGUUACUUUGACAGAGCACAAACUCAUCAGAAUGGAUUGUGUAAGGAGGAGGAGGAGGAACCAGAGGAGCAAACUGUGGCAGCAGAGUCUAAAGCUGGGGAGCAGCCAUCAGAACCUGAAGGAAUAGCUACUGAAAAUUACACAGAGCCAAUUAAAGUGGAAACCACAGAGUUUGUAAACAGACAGUUCAUUCCAGAAGCUACGUACAGCAGUACAGACAAAGACCAAGUGGAAGAGUGGACAGUGGAAGCUCAGAUGGUGAAUUCCCUCCAGAACCAGCCCCCUGCCCAGCUGGCUCCAGAACCAACCCUUACUGUAAACCAUGUCACUUCCUCUCCACCCACUGACCCAGUGGUCAGAAAACAGGUGGUGCAAGACCUCAUGGCCCAAAUGCAGGGGACAUAUAACUUCAUGCAGGACUCUGUGUUGGAAUUUGAUGGCCAGGCUCUGGACCCAGCCAUUGUGUCUGCCCAGCCAAUGAAGCGUGAGCUGCAGCAGAUGGGUUGCCCUUCAACACACUCAGAGUCCACACGUCCUCAAUCAAGUGCAUUGUCUGGACCACAGGAAUCUUCACAAGCCUCAAUAUCUCUGUCAUCGGAGCAGUCCCCCGCCCCAUGUACCCUGUCCGCUGCCUUCCCAUCUGUGUCCAAACCCACCCACACUGGAGGCAUCAAUGUCAACGCAGCACCCUUCCAGUCAGUGCAAGCGGUAUUCAAUAUGAAUGCACCUGUACCUCCAGCCACUGAUGGCCAAGCAGACCCUCUGAAGCAGCCCAGCCAGUUCCCUGGUAGCUAUGGACAGGGUUUUACCAGUCACUCAGAGAGUACUGUAGACCAGACUGACAUCCCUCAGGAGACAUUACAAUCAGUUGUCGGUGGGUUCCAGUCCCAAGACCAGGUCAUGCCGCCAACAGGAGGCCGUGAAGCAUCCUCUCCAGGUGCAGGAUUUGGACAGCCAGGCCAGUCUUUUUACAACAGCAGGAGUGUGCCCAGGGGUGGACCCAGGAGCACCCGUGGCAUGAUGAAUGGAUACCGAGGCUCCUCCAACGGCUUUAGAGGUGGAUAUGAAGGCUAUCGUCCUCCUUUCUCAAAUUCUCCCAGCAGUGGUUAUGGCCAACCCCAAUUUAAUACGUCUCGGGACUAUUCCAAUAGCACCUAUCAGCAGGAGGGAUAUCAAGGAGGCUACAAGCGGGGAGCUGCCCAAGGACCUCGGGGUUUGUCCCGAGGUAAUGCUCAAGCAAUGCGAUCCUAAAAACAUUUUUAAGGAACGUCAAGUCACGCCACGUUGAACAUUCAGGAUUUCUGAAUGUGUUCGCCCCAACUCACUUUUGUAUCGUUUAUUUUCCCGCAUUGGUGACCUUUUAUUUUUUUUCUAACUCCUGGCCCACUUAUCAGCCCGCUUUGGUCUGUCUAGAUCCUUUUAAUGUUUUAACACAAAAUGCUGAAUUUCACCACAUGUAGGAUUAUCAGCAACUCCUUGUGAUGUAAAACAACAAAUAGAUAUUCCUGUAAACUUGAAAGAUUUCAUUAAUUUAUUUUUUGUACAAAUAAAUGUAAACAAUACCCUGCUACUGCCGAUCUGAUCCCAUCAGAAUGAUUUUCUUCCGCCCUGUGCUCUCAGCCACUUUUUACUUUUGAUCUCACAAUUUUCAGAGGCUUUUUUUUUUUUUUUUUUU
Molecule: messenger RNA, 2484 nt
Organism: Monopterus albus (swamp eel)
Lineage: Eukaryota; Metazoa; Chordata; Actinopteri; Synbranchiformes; Synbranchidae
Gene: caprin1a
Product: cell cycle associated protein 1a
Cellular component (GO): cytoplasm
Molecular function (GO): RNA binding
Source: RefSeq, a predicted model, not a curated record